AUGGCGAGCAACGCGGCGCCGACGGACGCUGUUGCGCCGGUGAUGGCGGCGGCCGCGCCCGUGGACCAGCCCCUGCGAGCGCCCAGCCAUCUUGACGACGCCGAUGAAUCCGAGUGGGAGUACGAGUACUCGACCACCGAGACCGAGACAUACUACCUCACCGUCGACCUCUCGAUUCCCCAGCUCCUCACGCGAAGACGAAACGCGCCUGUAUCCGGACGCGGCGGGUAUCACUACAAACACUGGGCCGGCCCGCAUAAGAAGCCCGAUGAGCCCAAGCACCACCGCAUCCUGUCCGACGACGAGAACGACGAUGAGCCCGCACCCGAGGUGGAAGACGACGGCGACAUGGAGCAGGGCCAGAUGGACCCCAGCGCGGACAAGGGCGACAACAACAACGCCGCCGGCGCCGCGGACGAUCUGGGCGAGUCGGACGUGGCGGCGGACAUACAGAUCCUGGACCUGCACUCGGACAAGCCCAUGUUCGCGUACAAGGGCAAAGUCUUCGAGGGCCAGUGGGCGCGCAACCUGGGCACGGAGGUGCUGUUCGCGGAGCAUGACGCGGAGGACCCGUUGCCGUCGCUGCGGCACCUGCCCGGCGGGGUGGACAUGCUCGCGGCGAGCUGGGCGCGGAUCAACACGACGGAGAAGCGGCUGCAGCCGCGGCACGAGGCGGCGGCCAAGGACGACCCGCUCGAGGAGAUACGGCGGCAGCACGGGAUUCACAUUCCCAUCACGGCGGACAAGACGGGCGAGCGGAAGCGGCAGACGAGGUUCCUGGAGAACCUGAUGGCGCUGAAGAAGAAGAGGGGCGAGACGGACGAGGUCACGGUGUAUGCGCACGCGGCGCCGAGAGCAGCUAACGACGGCACGAGCGGGCGGAGGAAGAAGAGGAAGCCGCUGCCUGAUGGGCGGCCUAGCAAACGCCGAGGCCGCGGAAGGGGAGGGGCGGAUGUGGCUGCGGCGGCCGGAGCCGGGGCCGGAGCUGGAACCGCGCUGUCGACGCCGACGCCGGCAUCGUGGACGGAGCUGGGAGGGCCGGCUGCGGACAAGGAUGCGGGGGCGGGCAUCGACGAUGACGAGGAUGGGAGCGAGAACGACUCUGAAGAUUACGAGGAAGUUGAGGAGUGA
Molecule: messenger RNA, 1131 nt
Organism: Colletotrichum chrysophilum
Lineage: Eukaryota; Fungi; Ascomycota; Sordariomycetes; Glomerellales; Glomerellaceae
Exons: 2
Coding region: 1-1131 (376 amino acids)
Source: RefSeq, a predicted model, not a curated record